UCUCGCCCUGCCUGCGCUUUAAGUUCCAGUUCAGGCCGCGGGGGAGUAGCUUGUGGUUGGGGCCUCGUUCCGCCGGUGACGCAGGCGCUGCGCGAGCGGCGCGCGCCUACCGCCCAUCCUCGGCUGUCCCACUUUCUCUUCGUCUCCUUGGCCUCCUCGCUGAGAGCCCCGCGUCUCCCUCUCGCCGUCCGCGCCGCCCUCACCGCGCGCGCGAAGCAAGAGGCAGGCCCAAGUCUCCUGGAAAACUAGCCUGCGGGAGCGCGAGGCUAACGGCCGCGACCGCUCCCAGGUCCCCUCAGAGCGCGCCAUGGGUGACAGCGAUGACGAGUAUGACCGAAGGCGCAGGGACAAGUUCAGAAGGGAGCGCAGCGACUACGACCGUUCUCGGGAAAGAGAUGAAAGACGUCGAGGGGACGAUUGGAAUGACCGAGAGUGGGACCGUGGCCGGGAGCGCCGCAGUCGGGGUGAAUAUCGGGACUAUGACCGGAAUCGGCGAGAGCGCUUUUCUCCUCCGCGCCAUGAGCUCAGUCCCCCACAGAAGCGCAUGAGGCGAGACUGGGAUGAGCACAGCUCUGACCCAUACCACAGUGGCUAUGAGAUGCCCUAUGCUGGGGGGGGUGGGGGCCCUACUUAUGGCCCCCCUCAGCCCUGGGGCCACCCAGACGUCCACAUCAUGCAGCACCAUGUUCUGCCUAUCCAGGCCAGACUUCCUGACCGGGCCCCCCCCAGGCUGGGCAGCAUCGCAGAGAUUGACUUGGGUGUGCCACCACCGGUGAUGAAGACCUUCAAGGAAUUUCUUCUGUCAUUGGAUGACUCUGUGGAUGAGACAGAGGCUGUAAAGCGCUAUAAUGACUAUAAGCUGGAUUUUCGAAGGCAGCAGAUGCAGGAUUUCUUUUUGGCUCAUAAAGAUGAGGAGUGGUUUCGGUCUAAGUACCACCCAGAUGAGGUGGGGAAGCGUCGGCAGGAGGCCCGGGGGGCCCUGCAAAACCGACUGAGGGUAUUCCUGUCCCUUAUGGAGAGUGGCUGGUUUGAUAAUCUUCUCCUGGACAUAGACAAAGCUGAUGCCAUCGUCAAGAUGCUGGAUGCAGCUGUGAUUAAGAUGGAAGGAGGGACAGAGAAUGAUCUGCGCAUCCUGGAGCAGGAGGAGGAGGAGGAGCAGGCAGGAAAGCCUGGAGAGCCCAGUAAGAAAGAGGAAGGCCGGGCUGGACCAGGCCUGGGGGAUGGAGAGCGCAAGGCCAAUGAUAAGGAUGACAAGAAAGAAGACGGCAAACAGGCUGAAAAUGACAGUUCUAAUGAUGACAAAACUAAGAAAUCUGAGGGUGAUGGGGACAAGGAAGAGAAGAAAGAUGACUCUGAGAAAGAUGCCAAAAAGACUAGCAAGAAGCGGAACAGGAAGCACAGUGGUGAUGACAGCUUUGAUGAAGGCAGCGUGUCAGAGUCCGAGUCAGAGUCAGAGAGUGGCCAAGCUGAGGAAGAGAAGGAGGAGUCUGAAGAGGCACUAAAAGAAAAGGAGAAGCCCAAAGAAGAAGACAGAGAGAAGCCUAAGGACACUCCUGGGUUGGAAUGUAAACCUCGGCCCCUCCAUAAGACUUGCUCCCUCUUUAUGCGCAACAUCGCACCCAACAUCUCUCGAGCCGAGAUCAUUUCUCUUUGUAAAAGAUACCCAGGCUUCAUGCGUGUGGCACUGUCAGAGCCCCAGCCUGAGAGGAGGUUUUUCCGCCGUGGCUGGGUCACCUUUGACCGCAGUGUUAACAUCAAAGAGAUCUGUUGGAACUUGCAGAAUAUCCGACUCCGGGAGUGUGAGCUGAGCCCUGGUGUGAACAGAGACCUGACCCGUCGAGUCCGCAACAUCAAUGGCAUCACCCAGCACAAGCAGAUAGUGCGCAACGACAUCAAACUGGCCGCCAAGCUGAUCCACACGCUGGAUGACAGGACCCAGCUCUGGGCCUCUGAGCCUGGGACACCUCCUCUGCCAACAAGUCUGCCCUCCCAGAACCCAAUCUUGAAGAAUAUCACUGACUAUCUGAUUGAAGAAGUGAGUGCGGAGGAGGAGGAGCUGCUGGGGAGCAGUGGGGGGGCUCCCCCUGAGGAACCCCCUAAGGAAGGGAACCCAGCAGAGAUCAAUGUGGAGCGAGAUGAAAAACUGAUCAAGGUUUUGGACAAACUCCUUCUCUAUUUGCGCAUUGUGCAUUCCUUGGAUUAUUAUAACACUUGCGAAUACCCCAAUGAGGAUGAAAUGCCCAACCGAUGUGGCAUCAUCCAUGUUCGGGGGCCUAUGCCGCCCAACCGCAUCAGUCAUGGAGAAGUGCUAGAGUGGCAGAAGACGUUUGAGGAGAAGCUGACUCCAUUGCUGAGUGUACGGGAAUCUCUUUCCGAGGAAGAGGCUCAGAAGAUGGGUCGCAAAGACCCUGAGCAGGAAGUGGAAAAGUUUGUCACCUCUAACACCCAGGAACUGGGCAAGGAUAAGUGGCUAUGCCCUCUCAGUGGCAAGAAAUUCAAGGGCCCUGAGUUUGUACGCAAACAUAUCUUCAACAAGCAUGCAGAGAAGAUUGAGGAAGUGAAGAAGGAAGUGGCAUUUUUUAACAACUUUCUCACUGAUGCCAAGCGCCCAGCUCUGCCUGAGAUCAAGCCAGCCCAGCCACCUGGCCCUGCCCAGAUACUCCCCCCAGGCCUGACCCCGGGACUCCCCUACCCGCACCAGACUCCCCAGGGCCUGAUGCCCUAUGGUCAGCCCCGGCCCCCCAUCUUGGGGUAUGGAGCUGGUGCUGUACGCCCUGCAGUCCCCACGGGAGGGCCUCCAUACCCUCAUGCCCCCUAUGGUGCUGGCCGAGGGAACUAUGAUGCCUUCCGAGGUCAAGGUUAUCCUGGGAAGCCUCGGAAUAGGAUGGUCCGAGGAGACCCACGGGCCAUCGUGGAAUACCGUGACCUGGAUGCUCCAGAUGAUGUGGACUUCUUUUGAGCCAUUUACUUUUCCUCACUCCUGGUAUCGUCUAGAAUUGUGACUGCCUCAUCCCAUCCAGCUGAGAAUUUUUUUGUACGUCCAACCCUACUGCCAAUAAAAGCACUUCCAUAGUGAUUGA
Molecule: messenger RNA, 3080 nt
Organism: Canis lupus familiaris (dog)
Lineage: Eukaryota; Metazoa; Chordata; Mammalia; Carnivora; Canidae
Gene: SRRT
Product: serrate, RNA effector molecule
Exons: 20
Coding region: 308-2959 (883 amino acids)
Biological process (GO): mRNA processing; primary miRNA processing
Cellular component (GO): nuclear body
Molecular function (GO): nucleic acid binding
Source: RefSeq, a predicted model, not a curated record